AUGAAUCUUGAUCCUACCGUCAAAAAAUUUGUACAAACAAGCGAAGUAGUCCAAGCACCCGUUUGUGUUCCUUUGCAGCUGGGUUAUGAGCACUUUAUUGCAGUCCAACAAGAUUUACGAAAAAUCGAAGAUAUUCGCCUGCUGACUUAUUAUAAGCUAAUGCCAAACGGUGAACUGAAAUCAUUAGACAACUUCCCGAAUGACAAGUUGUUGUUUAACUUACAGUCUCUAUUAGAAACAUCACGGCAAGAUCAGCCAGUGCUGUGCAAUAAUCGCUAUAACAGUAUAUUCUCUCGCCUUAAACCCGUAAUUUUGUUUAAUCAAAACUGUCAAACAGUCGAACCUAUGGAUAUUGCCCCACCAGCGACAGUUGCUACGUUGGAACAGCAAAUAGAAUGGGAGAAGUGCGGCUCACCGUAUGUUGAAGUUUGCACUUCUUCCACUGAAUUGGAUAAAAGAAAUCAGCAAAAUAUUCAAACGUGUUGUAGUGUUUGUUGCUGCAAAAAUUGCCGGGAGUUGAAACGUAAAUUUUCAGCUCAUAAACUCAAAAUGUCAACCGGAAUAAAUACACAAGAGGAGAAACGAUCAGCGGUAACGAGUUCUGGAACUAACUAUAAACGAGAGAACCGUGAAAAAGGCAAUCAAACUACAACCAGUAACUUAAGUGCUCGCGAGCAGUUGAAACUGAAACGUACAAACCAACAAUUCAUAGACGGGCUUUUGGAGUAA
This is a messenger RNA of Glossina fuscipes, 729 nucleotides long. RefSeq lists its product as uncharacterized. NCBI's taxonomy places the organism in Eukaryota, Metazoa, Arthropoda, Insecta, Diptera, Glossinidae. Bases 1 to 729 code for a protein of 242 amino acids. The record is from RefSeq and is a predicted model, not a curated record. The transcript is spliced from 3 exons.